AUGGAAGUUUUGGAGGAGAAAAUCAAGGAAGCUGAACGUUUCCGUGACGACUAUUAUCAACAUUUUCCAAAAUGCACAUUGAUAGAGAAAAGGCAAGCCGUGCGGGAAAAGGUUUUACCAUUAAUUCAGGAUAUUCCGCUUGAUAUAAAUGGACAUUCGUCGACAUCGGCGGGAUAUAAUUAUAUCUGUGGGCGAAUUUUGAACAUCUGUAUGGAAUAUGAUGCAAAUUGUGAAAGAUAUUUGUCACGUGCCGUAAAGUUGGAUCCUUCGUUGAGUGAUGCAUGGUAUGAACUUGGCGAAUGUAUCUGGAAGAGGGAAGGCUUCACAAUGGCUGUGGAUUGUUUUCGUAAAUCAUUAGCUCUGAAACGUACUGGGAAGUGUCUCGCCUCACUUGCAGCUGCCCUCCGACAAACUGCUUUACGCACGGCCGAAACAAAAAUUCAGCAGUUAUUGCAAGAGGAAGCUGCUCAGUUAUCUGAUGAAGCAGUCGAGCUCGAUCCGAACUCAGAGGAAGCAUGGCAUGCAUUAGGAAAUUCAUGUUUGACGCAGUUCUUCCUCAAGUGCCAAACAGAUGUAGAACUUAUGGGUAAAGCUCGAGAAGCUUACGAAAAAGCAUUGCAACUUUGUGAUGUACGUUAUAACCCGGAUUUGCAUCUUAAUUAUUCAACUGCUCUCAAAUUCAUCCAGAAUUACGGAGAGUGUUUGAAACAUUUGAAAAUUGCAACUGUUUACGACCCGGGAUACUUGGAAACAAAAGAACAGCUGGAAAAGCUGCUGUCAUUUUUGCAACAAGUUAACAGUUAUGUUCGAAAUAAAGGUAAAUUGACAGCUAAAAAAAUGCAAUUCUUGAAAUCUUCGAUAUCUGAAAAAGAUUUUGGUGUGUAUUGUAAGAAGCCAUUUAAGAAGAAAAAUGGUAGCACAGAAAUCCUUAGACCAAUUUCCUUUCGGGAAUUGAAGGAAGAAAUUAAUGGCGAUGUUGUGAUCUGUGGCAAAGUUGUUGCAAUUAUCCCUAAUACAGAAGUUAUCCCUUACACAUUUGUUGGUUGCGAUAAAGAAGGGUCUUGCUGUGCUUUUUCUGUUUAUAAUGCAUCAAACAAAUUUGGACUGGUUAUUGGUGAUUCAAUAGCUGUACCCGAACCGCAUAUUAUCGAUGUUAAGAUUUCGUCUGAAGAGAGUGGGUGCGGAAAUUUUGAUUUUCGAAUUGUUCGCAUCGCUCAUCCGCUGAAAAUGAUCAGAAAUGGUAAACCAGUGAGCAUAGAAUGUGUGGCAUUUUGUGAGAUGAGCACUGAUUUUGUUUGUUAG
Molecule: messenger RNA, 1302 nt
Organism: Cercopithifilaria johnstoni
Lineage: Eukaryota; Metazoa; Nematoda; Chromadorea; Rhabditida; Onchocercidae
Source: the annotation of a GenBank genome assembly